AUGGGAGUUUGGAAAGCCGUGGUUUCGAUGACAGCCAUGGCCCUUGGCGUCGUAACGGCUGGUGAUGUGAAGGUGUUGACGCCCGACAAUUUUGAUGAAGUAGUAGACGGUUCCAAGCACGUGUUGGUCAAGUUUUACGCGCCGUGGUGUGGUCAUUGCAAGAGUCUGGCGCCGACGUACGAGACUGUAGCGACGGCUUUUCAAAAGGCGGACGACGUUGUGGUAGCUGAAGUGGACGCUGACAAUUACAAGGAUUUAGGCUCCAAGUUUGAAAUCACGGGAUUUCCCAAGCUCAAGUACUUCCGCAAGGGUUCGACGGAGGCUGAAGAUUACGAGGGCGGCCGUAGCGAGGAAGACUUUGUCACGUUUUUGAACGAGAAGGCCGGCACGAAUGUGCGUGUGGCAAAGGAGCGAAGCUACGUGACUGCUCUAUCUGAUGCGAGCUUUGAUGCGGAGGUGAUCCACUCAAAAAAGCACGCUAUUGUCGAGUUUUACGCUCCUUGGUGCGGCCACUGCAAGUCUCUAGCCCCUAUCUACGAAGAGGUGGGCGCUAUCUUUGAGGGCGAGGACGAUGUGCUUAUUGCCAAAGUCGAUGCCACGGCUAACGAGGAGCUGAAAGAACGCUUUAACAUUAAGGGUUUCCCGACACUCUUCUACUUCAGCCCGGACUCGGACGAGCCCGAGGAUUAUUCGAACGGUCGUGACAAGGAAUCGUUCGUCGAGUUUAUCAAUGAGCACGCCGGCACACACCGUUCUGUGGACGGUAGCCUGACGGCUGAGGCCGGCCGCGUCGAUCAGUUGGAGGUGAUCAUUACGGAGAGCAGUGACAUCACGGCGGAUGUGCAGAAGAAGGUGCAGAAGGUUGUUGACGGUCUGGACAGUAGCGACGCCAAAUACGGUUUGCUGUACGUGAAGGCUAUCAAGAAGAUCGUUGCCAAGGGCCCCUCAUACGUGGAUACCGAGAUCUUGCGUCUCGAGGGUCUGCUAGACAACGAAAACGUGACUGCUCAGAAGAAGACGCUAUUUGGGCUCCGCAAGAAUAUCCUCAAAUUUUUCCAGGAGAAGCUGAACGAGAAGACAGAGCUGUAA
This is a messenger RNA of Peronospora farinosa, 1089 nucleotides long. The record is from the annotation of a GenBank genome assembly. Lineage: Eukaryota; Oomycota; Peronosporomycetes; Peronosporales; Peronosporaceae.